Messenger RNA from Scleropages formosus (Asian bonytongue), 1638 nucleotides. It is a transcript of the gene mapre3b, whose product is annotated as microtubule-associated protein, RP/EB family, member 3b. The transcript has 8 exons. Bases 362 to 1162 code for a protein of 266 amino acids. NCBI's taxonomy places the organism in Eukaryota, Metazoa, Chordata, Actinopteri, Osteoglossiformes, Osteoglossidae. The record is from RefSeq and is a predicted model, not a curated record. Gene Ontology annotation, molecular function: microtubule binding.
CGUGUGAAAUAACGUGUUGCCGUCCUUCGCUCCCGCAGCCCUCGGUGACUCAGCGGUCCCCCGGAGCAGCGCACGUGAUGCACCCUGUGACACAGCAGCCUAGAUCACAAAGUCCAGUGUGGGGUUCAAACUGAAACAAACCUGGGUGCUUUCAAACUGCUGAUACCUCCCCUGCAGGCCGGUAAAAACGUGAUUGUACCUUCGGGAAAGACGCCAUGCUGAACUGCUCCUGCGCCGGACUGUAUGAAUAAAUCAAGUUCUCCGCUCUUUGUGAUCGAGGGUCUGGGAAUUGUCUACAGCUGCACCUUCUGGACGCGACUCUUGCGGCAGGAUACUCUAGGACACCUCUCAACGCUGGGGGAUGGCGGUGAAUGUGUACGCCACGUCUGUAACCAUCGAGAACCUGAGCCGACAUGACAUGCUGGCCUGGGUCAAUGACUCCCUGCAGCUCAACUACACGAAGGUGGAGCAGCUGUGUUCAGGGGCAGCUUACUGUCAGUUUAUGGACAUGUUGUUUCCUGGCUGUAUCCUCCUGAAGAAAGUGAAGUUCCAAGCCAAGCUGGAGCACGAGUACAUACACAACUUCAAAGUACUUCAAGCAGCUUUCAAGAAAAUGAAUGUGGAUAAAAUAAUCCCGGUAGAAAAGUUAGUGAAAGGCAAGUUCCAGGACAACUUUGAGUUUGUGCAGUGGUUCAAGAAGUUCUUUGACGCCAAUUACGACGGGAAGGAAUACGACCCCCUGCUGGCCAGGCAGGGCCAGGAAAUAGCCCCGCCCCCCAAUCCAGUACCCCAGAGGACAUCCCCAACGGUGCCCAAAAACGUGCCGACGCCCCCCAGGGCUGUCAACAACACCUUGUCUGUCAGCACGAGGAAGAACCCGCCUGCUUCCCGGAACGGUGGCAGUGAAGCCGAUGCUCAGAUCAUGGAGCUCAACCAACAGCUAUUGGACCUGAAGCUGACGGUGGAGGGACUAGAGAAAGAGAGGGAUUUCUACUUCAGCAAGUUGCGCGACAUUGAGCUCAUCUGUCAGGAGCACGAAAGUGAAAACAAUCCCAUUCUGGCCAGGAUCAUUGACAUUCUCUACGCUACAGAGGAAGGCUUUGCACCACCAGAAGACGAUGACAUUGACGGGCAACCGCACGAGGACCAGGACGAAUACUGAAGCCUCCUUCUCUUCCUCACUCGACCCAUCUCAGUUUCUCCCCUCCUCUCUUUGCCCUUGAACUUCCUGCUCACACUUGCACUGCUCUCGUCUCCAUCUCUCUGACUUCUUCCCCUGGCUGUCCACAUGUGCAGUGUACUGACUGACAUCCAACAGCCUUUUGACGCCCCCCUCACCCAGGCAGUUGCAAAUUAGCAGUAGUGACUAAUCCAAAACAUUUCUGCACGAUUUAAAACUGAGAAUGAGCAAACCAGUGCAAUAUUAGUGCAGUAAGAUAUUGUACUAAGCUGUAAAUAUUUUCACGAGAAGAGAUUCUGGGUCAUUUGGUCCCUUAAUAGGGUUGCUGUUUCGCCUGCAUUUUUGGGCCUGAUUUGAACCAAUUUCCAGAUUUUUUGCAUUUUACCAUCUCUAGACUAGGCCUGGUUUAUGGCUCAUUCCAUCGACUCUCGGCGUAGCUUUUCAGCAUCAAAAUCCGC